Molecule: messenger RNA, 1397 nt
Organism: Salvia splendens (bonfire salvia)
Lineage: Eukaryota; Viridiplantae; Streptophyta; Magnoliopsida; Lamiales; Lamiaceae
Product: probable carboxylesterase 6
Exons: 1
Coding region: 201-1184 (327 amino acids)
Molecular function (GO): hydrolase activity
Source: RefSeq, a predicted model, not a curated record
CUCACGUAUAUGUCCUACUUCCAAGUUCCAAUCUUAUCUCUUCUUCCAUGACUUGCCAGUAGCCUCUAUAAAUACAACCUCUUCCAACCCCAAUAUUGCCCCAAACAAACAACACUUCAGUUCCACAAUAUCUCUCUCUCUAUAUAUAUACAAAACACACACCAACACAGAUACACAAACACAACUGUAUAUAUAUUCCAAUGGGUGCGAUGACAAUGGAGGCAAACCUGAGCAGCCACCAAAUGAGAGGCAAAGCUUCCCAACACAAACUCCAAGUAGUUGAGGAAAUUGAGGGCCUCAUCAAGGUAUACAACAACGGCCACGUGGAGCGCCCCGAAAUCGUGCCAAGUGUCGGGUGCUCAUUGGCCCCUGACCUCGGGGUCACGUGCCGUGACGCAACCAUCGACACGUACACCAAUCUCUGGGCACGCAUCUACGUCCCCACCGCCGCCAACAAACUUCCCUUGCUCCUCUACUUCCACGGCGGCGGAUUCUGCGUCGGCGCCGCGUCCUGGGCCUGCUACCACGAAUUCCUCGCCACCCUCGCCGCCAGAGCCUCCUGCGCCGUCGUCUCCGUCAACUACAGGCUGGCGCCGGAGCACCCCCUCCCCGCCGCCUACGACGACGGCGUCAAGGCGGCGAUCUGGGUCAAGCAGCAGGAGUGGGCCGGGAAAUGCGAUUUCUCUCGAAUCUUCCUCGCCGGAGACAGCGCCGGCGCGAACAUCGCCUACAAUGUGGGGCUGAGGGUGGCGAAUCCGAUCGGCUUCGGAGCGAUCAAGGGCUUGGUGAUGAUACAGCCGUUUUUCGGCGGCGAGGCGCGGACGCGGUCGGAGGUGUGCUCGGCACAGCCGCCGCGGUCGGCGCUGACGCUGGCGGCGGCGGACGCGUACUGGCGGAUGGCGCUUCCGGCGGGGGCCGGCCGCGACCACCCGUGGUGCAAUGCGGGAUCGGCGGCGGAGCUUCGGCGGGCGGGGGCGGCGGUGAUGGUGUGCGUAGCGGAGACGGACAUAUUGAGGGAUCGGAAUUUGGAAUUUUCCGGCGGGCUGGCGAGGGAAGGGGUGAGGGUGGUGCAAGUGAUGAGUAAAGGCGUUGGGCAUGCGUUUCAGAUUCUUAAUAAGUCGCAUUUGGCCAAAACGCGCCUUCACGAGUUGUUGUCUCAUGUCAAAAAUUUUGUGGGUAGAUGAUAAGUGGAAUUUAUUAGCCAUGUCACUUUUUAUUUUAUUUAUUAUUGUUAACAAGAUAUGAUGAAGUAGUUAGAACUUGUUCCUGAGUUUAGUGUUUGAGAAGCUUUGUGUUUAUGCACCCUCCAUUUGGGGCAUAGUGGAAGAAGUCUUUUAAGAAAUGACAAAUAACACUCAACUCUCUUACACUAUUAAUCAUGUAAUUCAUGUGUCCCA